AUGCCCUUCAAUCAGCGCAAGGGCUUCAGGAAAAGAGGCGGACAUGGUGGUCCAAAUGAAGCACCAAUCGGCACACGUCACUCAAACCGCAAUGAAGUAUUCGAUCGCUCGAAUAUCCAACGUGGUUCUCGAAGCGAUACUGCACCACCAGAUGUUAAAAGGCAGCGCAUAGGUCAGUCCCGGUACAGUGGUUCCCGUUAUCAAGAUUCACAUACAUCCACAGAAUUACCGAGGGAGAAAAGCCAUGUUAAUGGCCUACAGCUGCCUACCGGUCCUAAACUCAUGAAAAACCAUUCUCGAUACGAUCCAGGUCCGCCGAAGCCCAAACUUGCCCCUGUUAGUGUGCUGGUGCGCGAACAAGAGUCCUCCGUCUACGAACGAAUUCAACAGGUCGGAGAGGGUACAUACGGAAAAGUCUACAAGGCCAAAAACACUGUGACAGGACAACUUGUUGCUCUGAAGCGGUUAAGGCUCGAAGGCGAACGAGAAGCUUUCCCGAUCACUUCCAUUCGUGAAAUAAAACUACUGCAAAGUUUUGACCACCGGAACAUCAGCACGCUGUCCGAGAUCAUGGUCGAAUCUCAAAAAACUGUGUACAUGAUCUUUGAGUACGCAGACAAUGACUUGUCUGGGUUGCUCAUGAAUGAGCAGAUUCGACUGUCGAACGCCAACUGCAAACACAUUUUCAAAAGUCUAUUGGAAGGCAUUCACUAUUUGCACGACAACGGCAUUCUGCACAGAGAUAUAAAAGGCUCCAACAUACUUAUAAACAAUAAGGGGCAACUGAAGAUCACGGAUUUCGGGCUGGCACGGAAAAUGCGGGACGAUUCAGAUUACACCAAUCGAGUCAUUACUCUGUGGUACAGACCGCCAGAAUUGCUGAUGGGGUCGACAACAUAUGGAACCGCGGUGGACCUAUGGGGAUGUGGGUGCUUGCUGGUGGAGUUGUUCCAAAAAGUGGCAAUUUUCCAGGGCACGAACGAAGUUGAGCAACUAAAUGCCAUUUUCGCUGUAAUGGGAACACCAAGCGUUGAGCAAUGGCCGAACUUGUUCGAUAUGCCAUGGUUUUUCAUGAUGGUUCCGCAACAAGGAUGCAAAUUCGAAUCCAAGUUUGACGAGCUGUAUGGAAAGGUGCUUCCCACCAGCGCGUCAUGCGAUUUAGCCAAGGGGCUACUUCUUUACGAUGAAGCGAAGAGGCUCUCAGCGAAGGAAGCCCUUAAACACCAAUAUUUUCGCGAGGAACCGCAACCCGAGCCCCUGGACCUCACUGGAUUCGACGGAUGGCACGAGUUUGAGGCUAAAAGACACAGGCGCAAGGAAAGAGAAGAACAAAAACGGCGUGAGAAAUCGGAGCCAAAAUCUCCGUGA
Molecule: messenger RNA, 1368 nt
Organism: Lachancea dasiensis
Lineage: Eukaryota; Fungi; Ascomycota; Saccharomycetes; Saccharomycetales; Saccharomycetaceae
Source: the annotation of a GenBank genome assembly